CUGGACUGCAAGCACGUGUUCCACCGCGACUGCCUCGACAGAUGGCUGACGUCGCCGGCGGGUUUGGCAGGGUCGUCUUGCCCGCUUUGCCGAACUCGGCUAGCUCUGCCGGCUCCGGAGGAAGGGAAGGGGACGGCCGCGGCGGUGGACGACUGCGGUGGCGGUGAAUGGGGCCGUCGGGAGAUGUUGGCCUUGCUGGCUAAGUUCCGAGAAGAAGGCAGCCGCCCGGUGGCGGCGGCGAUCCCGAGGCCGACGUAUUAA
Molecule: messenger RNA, 261 nt
Organism: Linum tenue
Lineage: Eukaryota; Viridiplantae; Streptophyta; Magnoliopsida; Malpighiales; Linaceae
Source: the annotation of a GenBank genome assembly